GCCCUGCCCACACACAGAUGUUAAUCAAUCAGCUAAUUUGGCAGGAAGUCUACAAAUUGUAGUCACUUCCAAUGGGAUCUGGAUCAUUCAGUCAUGGUGACUCAUUUCUACCUAGGUGUGAUAAUCGUGGCUGUUUUUGCAAGGGCUGUUGCUAAUGCAGAUGUCAAAAUAGUCUGUGCAAAGGACUCGGUAAGAAUCACAUGGAGGAUCAGUGCGGAGUUGGUGCCACGUGCAGCUCGUUUCUUCCUUGGGAGCUGCAUGCCAUCUCGGCUGGAUAUUCUGCCCACCGGGGAGGGGGACGCACACUUUGUCUACAAGUUGGAUGAAUGCAAUUUUAAAAGACUGUUGAAAAGAAAGCAUAUCCUCUAUCGAAACGAAAUGACUUUCAGGCCAUAUGCAAAAAGGUUAAAACCCGCUGCCAUGGUGUAUCCCAUCGAGUGUGUUUAUAAAAGACCCGAAGGGUGGAUUCCCCCUUUCCUGAACCUCGGGUCAGGUGUUGCUGAAGGCCGAGGCACGUUGGUAUUCCACAUGGCGCUCCUCAAUGAUCAAUUAACAGGCAUCGCAAAGACUAACGUCAUCCCCCUGGGCUCGUUCAUGCUGAUAUGGGCGGCGGUGGAGCAGAAGUCCCAUCAACCCUUGCUGCUGCUCAUGGAGGAAUGUGUGGCGGCCACUACGCCAGAGCUGCAGCCUGGAAGCCAGGUUUACCCUAUCAUUGCCAAUAAGGGGUGUCUUUUGGAAAGCGUGAGGGGAAACUCUGUGUUUCUCCCUCGGUACCACUCGUCUGCACUCAUCCUUCAUCUGCAGUCCUUCAAGUUUGGUCUUGGGGAAGAAGUGUACAUUCACUGUAAACUGGUUGCAUGGGACCCUGAAGAUGUUGAUCAAAGCAAGAAAACCUGCCACUAUAUAAAGGAAAAUGAGAGAUGGGAACUACUCGAUGACCCCUUCAGCCCCGUCUGCAGCUGCUGUGAUUCAACCUGCAAGUCGCGCUCCAAAAGAGGAGUCGAAUAUGCCCACGGCUUUAGUCACAACUCUGUGUUGGGACCGUUGAUCAUAAUGGAUCCGUCUGACUCAAAAGCCCACAACGUUUCAGAGUUGUCUGUUACUGCUGCGGACUCUUAAGGAAGCCCAGAGGAAGCUGACGGAGACUCUAUAGAGGAGCCAGUAGCCAAUGACCUCAGAUGUUGGGACGUCAGCUUUACAUGAUCUCAACAUAAACUGUUUGCAGAUUCAUUUAAUGUCAUCCAUCGAUCUUAAGCCCUCUGUACAAAUAAACCUGCUGUUGGGAUUCUA
Molecule: messenger RNA, 1290 nt
Organism: Sebastes umbrosus (honeycomb rockfish)
Lineage: Eukaryota; Metazoa; Chordata; Actinopteri; Perciformes; Sebastidae
Gene: zp3f.2
Product: zona pellucida glycoprotein 3f, tandem duplicate 2
Exons: 10
Coding region: 94-1119 (341 amino acids)
Biological process (GO): binding of sperm to zona pellucida; egg coat formation; positive regulation of acrosome reaction
Cellular component (GO): extracellular matrix
Molecular function (GO): acrosin binding
Source: RefSeq, a predicted model, not a curated record